Nicotiana tabacum (common tobacco) is the source of this 408-nucleotide messenger RNA. RefSeq lists its product as uncharacterized. Lineage: Eukaryota; Viridiplantae; Streptophyta; Magnoliopsida; Solanales; Solanaceae. The record is from RefSeq and is a predicted model, not a curated record.
AUGGAUGUGAAGAAGGAUCUUCACAUGGUGUUUAUUGAUUUGGAGAAAGCGUAUGAUAAGACUCCUAGAGAGGUUCUAUGGAGAUGCUUGGAGGCAAAAGGAAUGUCGGUUGCUUACAUUAGGGUGAUUAAGGACAUGUAUGAUGGAUCUAAGACUCGGGCUAGGACAGUGGGAGGCGACUCAGAGCAUUUUUUGGUGAUGGAUGCUCUGACAUACCAUGUUCAAGGGAAGGUACUAUGGAGUAUGUUAUUUGCUGACGACAUUGUUCUGAUUGAUGAGAUGAGAGAUAACAUCAACGAGCGGUUGGAGUCUUGGAGACAUGCCUUUGAGUAUAAGGGUUUGAACUUGUGCAAGACUAAGACAGAAUACCUAGAGUGCAAGUUCAACUUUGAGCCGUCGGUAGCAUGA